Molecule: messenger RNA, 1547 nt
Organism: Paraphaeosphaeria sporulosa
Lineage: Eukaryota; Fungi; Ascomycota; Dothideomycetes; Pleosporales; Didymosphaeriaceae
Product: initiation-specific alpha-1,6-mannosyltransferase
Exons: 2
Coding region: 405-1547 (380 amino acids)
Biological process (GO): protein N-linked glycosylation
Cellular component (GO): mannan polymerase complex
Molecular function (GO): alpha-1,6-mannosyltransferase activity
Source: RefSeq, a predicted model, not a curated record
CGCUGUUUCUUCCAUCGCUGUCUCUCAGUGCCCUGCUCAUUGUGUUCUUGUGCCCUUGCUGCCGUCCCCAAGCGCCGCUCUCCUCUCGCCUGCAUCGGGCCUGGCUCUGUCAGUGUAACGGUCGCGGCUGCCGGUGCUGAUAAGACAUUUGGCCCAGGAAGGGACUGGUCUCCCGCAGCGCACCUACCGCGCGAAUCACACAGGGGAGCAGGGGUCUGUGCUUGUGCCUGCACCAACAAUCUGCGCGCUGCAAUCUGAAAACAGCGCCGCAUAAUAAUCUUAUAUCUCCCGCGCUGCCCCCGUCCAGCUAUUCUUUCGCAUCCGCCUCCACGCCUCCACGCCCCGGUCAGGUACCGCUCUUCCUGCUCUCCCUACCUCCCAGGCUCUGGCCACCCGCGGCCACGAUGCUCUCCUUCAAGAAGGCCCUCGUGCUUUCCCUCGCCGUCCUGACCCUGUUCUUUCUCUUCAAGAGCACCCACUCGUCCCACUCACCCGCCCCGUACCGCAAUGCCAACGACAUGCCCAAACCCACGUCCAUGCAGCCGAAGCCCAAGCCCAAGCCAGAGACCAAGGCGGACGUCGCCAAGGCAGACAAGGCCUUCGACACGCCCGACACCCCCAAGAAGGUCAGGGAGCAGAUUCCGUUGGACGAGCUGCACAAGAGGCCGCUGCGCAAGCAGCUUGAGUACCAGUUUCCCUACGAUGUCGACUCCAAGUUCCCAGCCUACAUCUGGCAGACGUGGAAGUCGACGCCGGCCCAAGGCAACUUCCCUGAGGAAUUCCGCGAGGCCGAAGCCAGCUGGACCAUCAAUCACCCAACCUUUGUACACGAGGUCAUCACCGACGAUGUGGCUGUGCACCUGAUCCGACACCUCUAUGCCUCUGUUCCCCAGGUCCUCGAGGCCUACAAUGCGCUGCCUGUUCCCGUCCUAAAGGCCGACUUCUUCCGCUACCUCAUUCUCCUUGCCAGAGGCGGCAUCUACUCCGACAUUGACACUCACGCGUUGAAAAGCGCCGCCGAUUGGAUCCCCUCGGAUGUUCCUAGCGAUUCGUACGGCAUGGUCAUUGGUAUCGAGGCUGAUCCGGAACGCCCGGAUUGGGCGGACUGGUACGCGCGCCGCAUCCAGUUCUGCCAAUGGACUAUUCAAUCCAAGCCUGGCCAUCCCAUUCUGGUGGAUGUGGUUGCAAACAUCACGCAAGAAACGCUACAACGCAAGGCCGACGGCAAGCUCACCAAGGACACCAAGGGCAUAAUCGAGUUCACCGGCCCAGGUCUGUGGACCGAUAGCGUCUUCUCCUUCUUCAACGACCCUGCAUACUUCGACAUGAGUACCAGCAAGGGCAACAUCACCUACACCCACUUCACCGGCAUGAAGCAGCCUAAGAAGGUUGGCGACGUAAUCAUCCUCCCGAUCACGAGCUUUAGCCCCGGCAUCAAGACGAUGAACGCUGGCGAAGAGGACGACCCGAUGGCUUUUGUGAAGCAUCAGUUUGAAGGCUCGUGGAAGCCCGAAAGCGAGCGCCACAUUGGCAAGAUCUUUAAUUGA